AUGAGAGCUAUCAAAUUUGCCAAGAGACCUGUAAGUCCUGAAAUUGGCGUGACUCUUUAAGCUAAAAUGUUUCACAAGGUGAAACGGAGAAAACAACAACCGUGGUACAAAAUUACCAUCUUGUUGCUUCUGUUGCAGUUUUCUACUUCUAUCAACAUUUCUGGAAGAACCAAGAAUCGUGGACUGCGGGCUGUGGGCUGCGGAAAGCAGCAAGCACGAGCCAGCCCGUCCACUAAACAAAACAUGGACGGCGUAGAAAUAAAUACGACCGUUUCGUCACAGAACGAGGGGGCUAUCGUAUCGACGGUAGAAAUAUGCCGUGUUUGCCUCCUCGGCAAUCUGGUGAUGCGUGACUUAUUCCUAGAAAACGAGGUCGCGUCCCUUUCUGCAAAGGCGAUGAGCUUCGCCAAUGUUAAGAUGUUACCUGGAGAUGGUUUGCCGACACGUGUGUGUUGUAUGUGUGCAGAUAAACUUGAAUCUGCAUAUGAGUUCAAGCUACAGGUGGAACAAGCUGACACAGUUCUCAGAGAAAGAUAUGUUACUGUAAAUAUGAAGGAAGAACUGUUUUUUAAUGAAGUUGAAGUACAAUUAGAAAGUGAAGAAAGGAAUGAGCAUGUAGAAGAAAUGCAUGUGAAAAAUGAUUACCAGAAUGCUGAUGAAGCACUUACAUCUGUACCUAUGUCUCAGGAGGAAAAGUCUCAACUUUUGAAGGAACAACUGGCUUUAUUUCAAACAGAUCAAGAAGAAGAAAUGAGAGAAGAAAAUACUGACUCAGUAAUCGAGGAAGUAAUCGAUCAAACAAUGACUACUGAACAAGCAUCGGAAGCUUGUAUGAGCCAUGAAGAAGAAGAAGAAGAUUGCAUGAUUGCAGAUGUUCCGAAGCAUGAGAUAUUAAAAAACGAGACUAAUGAUUGUCUUGAAAAUAUGUCGACUGUGGAACACGAUUAUAUAUUGCACACGGAGUGUAUGUUGCCCGAAGAUCAUCACCAGGAACAGGAACAACAACUUGCGUCGGAAGAAUCAUUUCAGCGAGUAGAUUGUUCUGAGGAAUCGUUCCAAAGAGUAGAUUGUUCCGAGGAAUAUGCAAAUUUGUUGGCGAAAGCAACUGACGUAACGACUCAAGAAAUGGAGAUCGAAACAAAACAGUUGGUAGUUGCGAACCGUGAUUUCAAAGAGAUAGAUGAGGAGUUUCAAUGUCAAAACGAGGCCAGAAGAAGCAAGCGUAAAUUAGUUGGACGAAACGAAACGAAACUAGACUCUGUCGAAGAAAAUUAUUUCGAGAACUUGAACCUGAGCUCGAGACUGAAGAACGUUCAGAUUGACCAGUCGGAAAAAUGUUUUUUUCUGUGUUAUCUAUGCGACAAGGAGUUUGUUUCGAAGGGCGUAUUAAGGGAGCAUAUGCACUCUCACGAAGAGGUCCGAAAGGCGUUGUCCUUAACGAAGAAAACGACGUUGGACACGCCAACGCAAAAGAGCAUCUGUCCGGCUGCGAAAUCACCACCAUCGGGUAAACGAUCGAACAAGUGCCCCUAUUGCGGAAAACAGUAUAUAUACAUUAUCUCGUAUAGUAAACAUUUAAAAAAACACGAACGGGAAAAAGAAGGAAGCGAUGAACCGAUGCCACUGGAAAUUUCAUUCCAAGAACAAGAAUACAGCUUAGACCUCGAGGAUUACGAAAACGAACGACGACAUUCAAGUUCUGAAUGUCGAAAGCGAGCAAAACAAAAAGAAGAAAAUACAGAGAUCGAGGACGAGGUAGAAGACGAAGAGAAGAGAGAUGGUGAGGAAGAGGACGCAGGGAAAGAAAGCGAGGUAAAGAGGGGCGAGAACAACAAUGAUGACGAUAAUGAUGGCGAAAAUGAACAAGAGGAUGGUUCGAACAGGGAACACGAGAACAAUGGCGUGCGCACGAAGAGGUUCGCAUGUGUCAAGUGCUCGGAAAAGUUUUACACGAAGCGUGGGUUACGAAAGCACGAAGCAUCGCACGUUGAUCUCAGGUGUAGCAUAUGCGAAGAGGAAUUUGAUACGUUAGAGAAACUAAGAAAUCAUAGGGCAAAGCAUGUAGUCGAAGGUGUGUUGACCGAGCAAGAUCUAGAAAUGGGUGCGGAAAUAUUAGUCAAUAAGGAAACAGAGGCUUACGAAACGGAAGAUAGAGAAAGGGAAGACAACAAUCAAAGAAUGGAGAGUGCGGAAAUAGAUGAAUUGUUGCAGAGGACAGAAAAUAAUUCGACGAAGAAAAAGGACGCACACCGUGGGACCGAGUACAGUUGCAAGAUGUGUUGUCAGCGAUUUACAUCAAAGGAUGUAUUGCAGAAACACGUGGAACAGCAACAUGAACGCACAAAGGUCUAUAAGUGUACAGAGUGCAGCAAAGCUUUCGGGAAUGAACUUACUUUACGCAAUCAUCUGAUAGCUACGAAUCACAAGACUUUCAUACACGGUCAGGAGUACGAUCCUAAUAAACGUAUAAAACGUGUCGCCGCGAGGGCUGCGCAAAAGAUUAUCGAUAAAAUUACGAGCGAUACCGGUUUGGAAGAUGACGACGAAGACGAAGGAAAUGAAGCUAAAAUCGAUCGCACUAGUUCUGCGGACGGCAAUUACACUCGGAAUAAACGGGAAAUUUCCUUGCAGAAAAAAUAUAAAAAGGAAUUGGAGUGCGAGAGCUGCAACAAAAAAUGUAGUUCGAAACAAUCGCUGAUGAAGCACAUGGAACAACAUGUGAAGGACGAGCAAUCGGCUAAGCCGGAAAAGUCCAAACAAAUGACUGAGAAAAAAGAUUGGCACAAAAAUUGUGCCAACGACGAGGUCAACGAUACUGAGAGGAAGGAUGAUGAUUCGGAUUUCGAGAGCGGUCUGGAUUGGACGAUGGACAAUCACGAAUGCGAGAAAUGUAAAAAACGAUACAGCACGAAAAAAUCGUUGUUGCGACAUCAAUUGUUACACGAGGAGCCAAACUUCGAAUGCGAUAUCUGUAACGUCAAGUUCUACCGCAAGGACAAAUUGAAAGCUCAUUAUGAUAAGUGUUCGGAAAGAAAUCCAGACCAAGUGAGGAAGUGCAAUAUUUGCGGCGACACUUUCGAGACCAACGAGAUUCUACGAAAGCACAGGGCGAAACAUGUUACCGAAGGUAUUCUUACGGAGGAGGACUUGAGGGAUAUCGAACCACGACCAGCGGAGAGAAAGCCGGGCGAGAGAGUCGGCAGGAAGAGAAGGACGGAUAUUGUAGGUUUGGAAUGUACCGAAUGUAACAAGCGAUAUACUUCAAGGAAAGGUCUCUUACGGCACAUUCAAGUUCACGAGGGGAAGAAAUACUUGUGUGAUAUAUGCCCGAAAAAGUUUUACCGGAGAGAACAUUUGAAAAUACACGUAGCCAAGCAUAACAUGGUCAAACCUUACAAGUGUACGCGCUGUACAAAACGUUUCAUUAAAGAGGAGCAGUUGACGAAUCAUUUAUCGAAACACGAUCGGACGUUUAAGAAGACUAAGGAACCUGACAGCUCAAAGAGAUUCCUGUGCGAGAUUUGUUCCAAGAGUUUCACGCAAUCUACGACAUUGAUUGCGCAUCUCAGAGCACACAAUGGCAUAAAACCGUACGUCUGCGAGGUCUGUUCACGGCCGUUCACGACAAACGCUUACUUGAAGAUGCACAUGAGAACGCAUACGCAAGAACGGCCGUACAUUUGUCAGUACUGUUCGCGAGCGUUCGCGAGAGCCGACACGCUUGCCAAUCACUUGACCUCGCAUACGGGUGAAGCUAAGUAUCACUGCAAGUAUUGUCCGAAGAACUUCCGUCGUCUCAAAUCCUUGAAGGAGCAUGUUUUCAUUCACACUGGACAGAGACCUUAUGCGUGUCCGACCUGUGAUCGACGAUUCAAUAACAACGGAAGUCGAUAUGCUCAUAGUAAGAGGUGCAAGCAAAAUUUGGUACAGAAUCAAAAUCGUGCACAAACAUUGGCCACACAAGUGCAACCGGUUCAGAAUCAACAAAGAAUAACAUUGGAACAGGCCACCAUCGGGCAAGGACAAAUAGUGAAGGCGCAAAAUAUUAAAACUAUCACUAUUACCAGGCAAGCGGAACCGGUUACUCAUCAAGUGAUGCAACAUCAAGAAAUUUUGAUGCCUUUAAUACUUCCCCUUACGGUGACUCUUGCUGGUGAAGAAGUUAUAUUACCGGAAGGAACUAAGAUAUUUACUACGUCUUAACUUUACGUGUAACUUCUUCACAUGUUGAUCGAGUUUGUUAUUCAAUUUCAUGUUUAAUACCAAACUUUUUUCACGCGUAUUCUCUAAAUGAGAAUGGACUGGAACAGAAUGGUAACGAAAACAAACGAAUAUUUUCGACUUUGUACAGUAUAUUGUAUAUCCUUGUUUAUAUUUAAAUAUGAGCUAAUACUGCUGUAUAUUACA
Molecule: messenger RNA, 4407 nt
Organism: Ceratina calcarata
Lineage: Eukaryota; Metazoa; Arthropoda; Insecta; Hymenoptera; Apidae
Product: zinc finger protein 160-like
Exons: 6
Biological process (GO): regulation of transcription by RNA polymerase II
Cellular component (GO): nucleus
Molecular function (GO): zinc ion binding; DNA-binding transcription factor activity, RNA polymerase II-specific
Source: RefSeq, a predicted model, not a curated record